Messenger RNA from Glossina fuscipes, 1005 nucleotides. RefSeq lists its product as uncharacterized. NCBI's taxonomy places the organism in Eukaryota, Metazoa, Arthropoda, Insecta, Diptera, Glossinidae. The coding region runs from base 466 to 984 and encodes 172 amino acids. The record is from RefSeq and is a predicted model, not a curated record. The transcript has 4 exons.
UUGCUUUUCCCCAAAAACAGGCUACGUUGAACUUCCUCAGGGAUGUGCGUUUCUAGUUGCAAUUUUCUCCCUCAAGCUACAAUAGUUGGGUAAGCGAAGAAAGAGAUAAACCUAAAGUGAUUUAGAAACCGAUGCUUUCCGAAACCAUUUCCUCCGAGCAUUCAUUAUCAAUUGAAUAACAAAAGUUUUAAAACUGCAUUUAAAAUGAAAUUUUAACUUUUAUCUCCCACAGUGAAUAUGAAACCUCAACGCAAUCUCUACUCGUUUAACCCAAGUCCAUCUCAUACAUACACGGGAACUUUCGAUUGAUGUGUGUAGUAAAAUCUGAGAUGAAAUCAUCGUCAACUGCAUAUUUUCUUUCAAGUAGUCUGUCUUCAAGCUUGUCGUCCCCUUUUCUGCAUUUUGGAAAAAGAUACAAUGCUGCAGCUUAUCGUUUAUAAGGUUAGUUGAUGGAUAGAUGGAUGGAUGGAUGGAUGGACAGAUGAAUACAUGUCUCUUCUUAUAAUGGGGUUGACCCGAAUAAAACGAAGGCAAAAACUCUAUAGCACUCACUGCGAAAGAAAUUGCAUUCGUUCGUCUAUAAAAGACGGCUUGGAACGAAAGAAGCUGCCACUCAGGUUAACUAGAUUCUUUACAGACGAUCACGUCGAACGCGAAUCGAAGAAUGCAUGCAUGCAUUGCCUACGCACUGCUAAUACAUUCUUCUGCAAAGUUUUUAUACAAUCAAAUCGUGUUGAUAAAUAUAAGAGUAAUAAUAAUAAUAAAUCUAAGAAAAUCGAACCUGAUAAUAUCAAUCUCAUUGCCCGGAGGACGUCGCGGCCCGUCAUCUAUGACUCGCAGCUCGUGAUAUCUUCCUGCAAGCCGUUGCUGCCGAAUAUCAAUGGGACGUGGUGGUGGUGGGCGAUAUGGAUGCCUAUAAAACUAAAUUUACAAAUUGACAACUUAAAAAUGACGUCAGCACCUCGUAUCCUUCGCUAUACGUAACAUAGUACAACUACCUCAGAA